Molecule: messenger RNA, 1212 nt
Organism: Arachis stenosperma
Lineage: Eukaryota; Viridiplantae; Streptophyta; Magnoliopsida; Fabales; Fabaceae
Product: extensin-like
Exons: 2
Coding region: 148-1212 (354 amino acids)
Source: RefSeq, a predicted model, not a curated record
CAUUGUUCUUCCUUUGGGUCUUUCUAUACUCUGGAAAAUUGGGAGUGCUAUAAAAAGAGAGUUAAGUCAUAACAGUAAUAAGAAGCCUUCCAUUUUGUGUAGCACUAUUGCACAUUAUUGCAUUUACCAAAAUUUCUAAGUGGGUCAAUGGGAACAAGCAGAUUGAGACUGAGAGCUAUGGUGCUUCUUCUCUACAUGACUUUAGCAUCUGUUUCUCUCACUCGUUGUGAUGCAGAUAGAUCAAUGAGACUAGUAUUGAAAGGCCCUAAUAAACAUAGAAGGAACAUAACCAACAAUAAGAUCACAAAGAAAUUGAAAAUGACAAAGAAAAUUGACCUUAACCCAAACACAUUUUCAUCAAACGCACAACCAUAUAGUGUUAGCUCCCCAUUUUCUUUGCCACCUUAUGAAUCACUACCUCCAGUUCCAUUACCAGACAGCAAUAACAACCCUCCAUAUUGUGUGUAUCCACCUCCAACUUCACCUUCAGCCAACAUUCCAACCCCCACAGGGUAUCAAUCAUCACCCCCUUACUAUUACUCCUCACCAACAAUUCCAACCCAAGGCCCACCACCAAGCCCAACAACAAUCAUUACCCCAGGCCCACCUGAGUCAUUCCCUAGCCCAACAACAAUUAUCCCAGGCCCACCUGAGUCCAUCCCCAGCCCAACAACGCCUGACAUUGUUCCAAGCCCACCAGAGAAUGUGCCGGGCUCACCGGAGCCCAUAGAGAAUCCCCCAAUUAUUAUACCAGGCCCACCUGGCCCAUCAAUGAGCCCGCCUUCUUUUGAGCCCACCCCACCGUACUACAUUCCGUCCCCUUCUAGCGGUGGUGUCAACCCUGGCCCACCAACUAUUUAUCCGUCACCAACCGGAGGCAACGUCCCAAGCCCGGUAGUGUUUCAGCCGCCCGUGAUCUACCCACCACCAAGUGUUCCACCACCGCCGAACAUGGCUCCUAGCACGGCGUUGUGGUGUGUAGCCAAGCCAUCAGUCCCUGACCCAAUUAUCCAAGAGGCCAUGAAUUAUGCUUGCUGGUCAGGGGCAGAUUGCACUUCUAUUCAGCCUAGUGGGCCUUGUUUUGAGCCCAACACUGUUUUUGCACAUGCUUCAUAUGCUUUUAAUAGUUAUUGGCAAAGGACUAAGGGUGCUGGUGGCAAUUGUGAAUUUGGGGGGACAGCCAUGUUGGUUGCUGUUGAUCCAAGUAAGUAG